Lecanosticta acicola is the source of this 630-nucleotide messenger RNA. Lineage: Eukaryota; Fungi; Ascomycota; Dothideomycetes; Mycosphaerellales; Mycosphaerellaceae. The record is from the annotation of a GenBank genome assembly.
AUGGCCAACUACCUCGCCUCCAUCUUCGGAACUGAGCAAGACAAGGUCAACUGCUCCUUCUACUACAAGAUUGGCGCGUGCCGCCAUGGCGACCGCUGCUCGCGCAAGCACGUCAAACCCUCGUACUCGCAAACGGUACUCCUUCCCAAUCUCUACCAGAAUCCAGCCUACGACAACAAGACACGCAUGACGCCUGCGCAGAUGCAAAACCACUUCGACAACUUCUACGAGGACUUCUGGUGCGAGAUGUGCAAAUACGGCGAGAUCGAAGAGGUGGUCGUCUGUGACAACAACAAUGAUCACUUGAUCGGCAACGUCUACGCGCGCUUCAAGUACGAGGACUCCGCGCAGAAGGCCUGCGAUGCGCUCAACAGCCGCUGGUACGCUGGGCGGCCGAUCUACUGCGAGCUCAGCCCCGUCACGGACUUCAGAGAGGCCUGUUGCAGGCUGAAUAGCGGCGAGGGUUGCGUGAGAGGAGGCUUCUGCAACUUCAUCCACCGCAAGGAGCCGACCGCGUCGCUCGAGAGGGAGCUGGAGCUGUCCACGAAGAAGUGGUUGCGCGAGCGAGGCCGUGAUGAGCGCAGCAUGUCGGGCAGUGCCAGCCCUGAGCCUGCAAAUCCCAGGUACUAG